AUGCCCGCCAACACCGCGACGACGGGCACGAACAGGCCUAAUACUAGACGUACCGUACCGCGAGUGACGGCGCAAGGGUCUAUUCAACUUGUCGAGGCUGCAGCACCGAGGGCGGGUCCUGUUACACGCGCGGCGUCGGCUACGAACACGACCACCGGCAAUCGUGCUGGCAAUGCUCCGACUACGCGCGCUGCUGCUCGUGCGGGUACGAGCGGAAUACCGGCCCCUCGAGCAGGAGUAGCUAGGACCGGGAGUCAGAACACCACUAGGGCGAAUACAACCGCUACUCGGUCGACAGCGACAACCACACGACCGACCACAAUCGCGAGACCCGGCGCGACGACGCGAGCCAUGGCUGCGGCAUCCACCACUUCUACUGCUGAUACCAGAACGAACGCACCAUCGACGCGCACGACGGCACGCCUGACGCAACCACCUCCGCCGCCGUCCGCAACCGCGCAGAUGAUGCGCACCCCAAGUGGUCCCCGUACACGGAGUACCGCUCUUCUUCGCAGCUCUUCACACAACUCGAACUAUGGGCUGGGACGUACGAGCUCGAACGCUAGCUUAAUGUUACUGCCACCGCCGCCAGCGUUUCCGGGGCUUCAAGCUCCACCGAUGUUCACUGGUUUACCGACGCCCCCUUCGUUCGCCAUGAUACCUGCUACGCCGACGCGGAGGCCUAGGGACUCGGAUGGGGUCGGUGCCACGCCUAUGUCCGUUGGCUCUGGAGACGACAGUGGCGCUUUCUUGCGCGUCGGAAGCCUUCCUGUUCCUCCGCUUCUUCAGACGGGCGGACAACAAGGACGUCAGAGCACAGGACGUCAGAGCACAGGCAACGUGUCUCUCGAGACUUCAUUCGGAGAUCCCGAGGCGACGCCGUCGUGGGCGCGCAACGUCGUGGAAGGAUCGCCUGUCCCCGCUACUCCUUCGAAUCCGAGAGAGAAACGGGCAGCACGCGUGGCGGCGCGCGCGGCUGCUGCCAGAGAGAGGGAGAGUACACCGCAGCCGAUGGAUGCAGCUGCAGUGCUGGCUGCGAUUGAAGCUGGUGAACCGGUCGUCAUGGCUGAGCCGACGGUGCAGGACGUCUCUGCGGGUCUGGAGUCGCUUAGUGUUGAAGAUCCUGUUGCUGGCUCUAGCGAAGAGAGUGGUGCGGAGAGUGCGGGUGCAUCUACUGUUGGUUCAGUCGCCCUGCGUCAAGGGAAGGCUAAGGCAAAGAAGAAGGCGAAGGGAAAGGGAAAGAAGAAGAGCAAGGUUAUGACCUUUACCUUGGGCCCUGUACCCGAAGAUACUACCACUCGGGAGGCUGCUGCACAGCCCGCGCAUGGCAUCAAGCGCGAGCGCGAUACAGAUGAACCGAAGCCUGCACCGAGGACGGUGCACACGAUUGAGGGUGUUUUGGCCGCUAGGGCGCGCAUCACUCCGGAAGAGAGUCGCGCAAACGCAGAAGAUAUACUCCGCAAGAUGAAGUACUUGCACGAGAGUGGUGCAUGGGCUCCGGAUCGCGCCCAUGCGCGUAAACGCGGGUAUACUUCAGUGCCUGCAUACGCUACGACGCCCAGCGGCAUCCCUUGGUCAAGUCAAUGCAUUCCGAGCACUGGUCUCAUCUGA
Molecule: messenger RNA, 1611 nt
Organism: Peniophora sp. CBMAI 1063
Lineage: Eukaryota; Fungi; Basidiomycota; Agaricomycetes; Russulales; Peniophoraceae
Source: the annotation of a GenBank genome assembly